UUUAAAGCGAUGCUAGCGACAGUCGAUCCAGAGUCAGUCAUAACAAGUAAAGGCUUUUUUUAUAUUUUUAAACGGUCUAGCGCAAACACAAUAGGGAAACCAGGAAAUGCAACCUUGGGUAAUAUUCCCACAUUGUUGUUCGCUUUCAUAGAGGUGUCACUAUUUCGGUUUGAGAGUUUCCGUCUGGAACUGAUAGAGGAACCGAUGGGAGUUAUUUGCAAUGAAGUGUUGUCAUGAGUAGAAACCACUGGGUUUCGUUGUGUGCUUGWCAGUGUGCGAACUUCGGGAGACGGAGCACUGACACGGACACGAAUGAAUGCGCUGYCCACUGAAGUUGCAAUGUAUUCUGAUGAGGAUAACCAGAAUUAUGAGGACUGGAUGUCAAGUUUGCCCGAGGAGCUGUGGGAUGUGCCUCUUUCAAGUCUCGCCAUACCAGGAAGUCAUGACGCUAUGAGUUACUCCCUGGACAUCAACUCUCCUCUGAUCAGCUCUGAGUCCGACACCUUUAGACUCCUGGAUGGUCUCUUCUACUGCCUCACCAGACCUGCUAUCUACAGGUGGUCUACCACGCAGGAAACUCUGAGGGCCGUAGCCUGGUGGUUGGAGUCUCACUCCAAGGAGGUUGUUAUCCUAGCAUGCAGUCACUUUGAAGGACUCACCGAAAGACUACAUGAACAUUUAAUUUUCUCACUGAAGAAAAUCUUUGGGUCUAAACUCUGUCCUCGCAAGGAGACAGUGGUGACCCUGCGUGGUCUGUGGGCAAUGGGUUACCAGGUACUGCUGUCGUAUGAUGACCAGUCAGCAGCACGACACCAGGCUCUGUGGCCAGGUAUACCGUACUGGUGGGCCAACCAAAACACGGCCAGCGGGGUGGUCAGCUAUCUGGAUUGGCAGAAAGACAUAGGACGCCCAGAUGGUUUCUUUGUGUCCGGUCUGAACCUGACGGCUGACCGCUCCUACAUCGCGCUGCACCCCCGUCAGUCCCUGCAGACCUUAACCCUGGCUAACUGGAAGGAGCUGAGGUCGUGGCUGGAGGAACAGGUCCCUGGACCACACUCUAACAACCUCAACAUCAUAGCAGGAGACUUUAUAGGACCUGUCCCCUUCUGUCCUCUGGUCAUCAACCUCAAUAGAAAACUGUUACGGCAGCAGAGGACGGAUCAGAGGACUCUUAAAGCAGAGGAGGACUGACUACAGAUGAGAAAUCAAAUAUCUGGUUUAGGGAGUCAUUCAGUCAAAAAUAGGUCAUUCAAAGAGAACAGAAAACUGCUACAUCAGCAGGGUUACGACAACCAGUCAUUAUUUGGUUUCACUGGGAAUCAUACUGACCAUAGAAAGUCAUUCCAAUAGAAGCCCUAGAUACUUCAGAAAUGAUUCACACCCUUUGACUUUUUACACAUUUUGUUACAGCCUGAAUUUAAAAUGGAUUMAAUUGAGAU
Molecule: messenger RNA, 1439 nt
Organism: Salvelinus sp. IW2-2015
Lineage: Eukaryota; Metazoa; Chordata; Actinopteri; Salmoniformes; Salmonidae
Source: RefSeq, a predicted model, not a curated record